AUGCGUGCAUCCGGAGAGAGUACUUCUCACACCUCAGCAGCAGGUGGUUCGUCGCCUGCUGCUGUGAACAGUCCACACGGUGAGUCACCACGUGCAACUGAUACAUCCGCUGCAGCGGGUACCGCGAAUCGUAAUCCAGAUGAGCCUAAAAUAGAGCUCAUCUAUUCUGGCGAGUUGGAUGAUGUAGCCGACUCGAAGGCGAUACCUCACGCCUCCGGAUUACCCGAGCCGGACACUGCAAGAGCCAGGUUGACUGGUUCUGGUGAACGUGGCGGUAUCAUGCUCGAACAUCUUCGGACCGAGCGAUUUUUCGGACGAAUCCUCGCCUCACGCAAUGCUCAUGCUGACACCAAUCAAGAGGCCAGGGACCCCAAUGUCCUGCGUUACAUUCCUCAAGUGGAGUCUCCUUGGAUACCGUCAACCAAAGAGUUGGACCGCACGGAAACUAUCCGUGCUGAGGAAGAAUUUGACACCGAUGUGUUCUUCAAACAUUGGUGGUACAACGGUAGCCGUGCUCGAGACGGCAAAGCCUUGGUGCAAGGAUGGAAUGCCCUCAUAAACAACAUCGAGUGCAUUGGCCUUGAGGCCUGGCUCGCUGAACUUGAUGCAGGUCGCAUCAGGUUUGAGAAACGCAACGCAGUCGGGGCGCGAUACAAGUUGCACCGGCUUUCAAGAGAGGCAGGAUUACCCUGUAUCUCGUGGGGUGAUUCGUGUCCAGGUUGCCUGGAAAACUCGUACCGUGCCCCUAGGAAGGCCUUCCUCCCUAAUGAUCCCUACUGGAAGGCCCGCAUCUCUUCUGAGAUGGCCGAAGGCAUUGACACUUUGCAAUCCCUGUACUCACGUUCGGGGAAUUCGUUUUUCGACGGCCCUUCUUCGAACGCAGCGGGUGGGUCUCGUCAUAUUGCUCGACGAGACCCAGAACGACAACAAUCAGCUGGGCGAGAAGCUCCUAACUAUCCCAAGCCGGUGGAUAGCCACGCCAGCUUUCGAGGUAACUCGUCCGGCGCCCUUCACGUCGCGGUGGUCCAAGACAUGCACCACUAG
Molecule: messenger RNA, 1044 nt
Organism: Peronospora matthiolae
Lineage: Eukaryota; Oomycota; Peronosporomycetes; Peronosporales; Peronosporaceae
Source: the annotation of a GenBank genome assembly